This is a messenger RNA of Ruditapes philippinarum (Manila clam), 3022 nucleotides long. RefSeq lists its product as uncharacterized. The transcript has 6 exons. The record is from RefSeq and is a predicted model, not a curated record. Bases 5 to 3022 code for a protein of 1005 amino acids. NCBI's taxonomy places the organism in Eukaryota, Metazoa, Mollusca, Bivalvia, Venerida, Veneridae.
CGAGAUGGCGCACGAGGUACAUUUAAAAAACAACAAAUACCGGCAGUGGGUCAAGGCAGGCCUAGGCUUAGGUUACCUGAAAGAGGGACUAGCACCAUUUUGUGAUGGCAUAGGAAAACAGCAGCACAAAGAUAUUAUAAACCAAAUUCAAGGAACAAAGACCCCAAAACCAAAUGUACCAUGUGGCGUCUGUCAGUUAACAACUCUCCAGCCCGACCACGUCCGAGUCUCGAAAGGAAUAUGUCCACACAAGCAAGAUUAUUGUAACUGUUGCUUUCCAAAUCAUAAGAAACCCUGCCCAAACAACGUGUGUGGUGCCAUCUAUGACAGCAUUAUACAGAAUCAUUCAUCAAAACCACCGGCGCCUUUUUGGCAAAACAGCGAUGCCCAUGAUUGGUCCACUGACCCAUGGAGCAUUUGUAAAUGUUUUAUAAAUGCUCCUGGGUACAAAGACAAGACAUCAGCAGUCGACACAGACUGUACAGGAUUACUACAUGUUAUCAUAAAUAACAAAUAUUUUCAUAAUCAUAUUGGAUGCAAAGUAACACGACCAAACAAUCUGUUUUUAAAGGUACGACAGUAUAGAAACGAGAUUUUUCAUUCAAGCAGUAUGGAGUUAGAGGAGAGUGAGGCUAAUUCUUACAUUGACGAUAUGAUAACAGUUCUACAAGAUGGCAAGGAACUGGUAUAUAAUCAAGCUGCACAACAAGCUGUCGGAAAACUCCAAGAUCUGAAGAAGGAGGACUUCAUUAUUACCACUGAAAGCUUUGACGAGAUUCUGAACCAAAUCAAAGAAGCAACAGGGAAUGCUGCAACUACAGAAGAAUAUGACGAGCUUAAAAAUAAAAUAAGUGGCCUUGAGUCACAGAUAGAAAGAGCAAAUGAGGAGAUAAAAAGACUCAAUGAAAAAGAUUCUCCACAACAAAAAGAGUUAGAAUAUGAAAAAGCUAAAUCAGAACUUCAAGGCGACCUGAUAAAAUUCUACAGAAAAAGGUGUAGUUCAAUACCCCUCUCACCGCUUCUUGAAGAAAUGGAGACACAACUAGCCGGGUUCUACGUGAUGCCAGAUAUAGUUGAAGUAAAACAGAAGUCUUUAACUAGUCAUGGAGAGGAGAAAACACCGAUCGAGUCUUUGAAAGACAUGUUUUCAACCGGAAGAGGAGAUCAGCAAGAAAUUUAUCUAUCAGCUGAUGCAGGCUUUGGAAAAACUGCUUUUUCAAAAUAUCUUGCAAUCACAUGGUGUCAAGCUCAUUGUCGUGAUGAAAACUAUGCCUGUUUUAAAGACGACGAGUUAAAAUGUUUAUUUGACUUUACGUUCAUAUUUUUGGUUUUAUUAAGAGACUGUACCUCUGUUUGUAACAUUGACGAUAUGAUUGAACAGCAAAUUACUGAGAACCUUCCUUCAGCAGCAUCACUAGAUGAAGUUUUACGUAGAGAAAAAUGCUUGAUUAUAUUGGACGGUCUUGAUGAAUGGACUCACCCUGAUAACAGCUACUGUAGCAAAUUAUCAGAAAAAAUCCCACAUCGGUUCGUACGUGAUAAUUGCAUUAUCCUAACGACAACUCGACCGUGGAAGCUUGGAGUUUCAAAUCUCAAACUAACUCAAAUAAACAAAAAAGUAGAAUUGGUUCAAUUAUGUACAGAUUCUUCGAGGCAACUUAAAGAAAAUGCUAUAAGAAAAAUGACAGGUGUCCAUGACGAUGGAGUACUGAAGAGUAAAACAUGGGACUUUAAUAAAGAGAUACGUGACCGUGGCCUAGAGCACAUGCAAAGCAUUCCACUCCUCCUCAUGUAUGUUGUUUGCUUAUGGUGCAACAAAAUUCCUAUAGGAAAUUCAUACUAUGAAAUUUACACCAAUAUCAUUGAAUUUCUAUUAUCAAGAACGUCAAGUAAACACCCUGAAGUUCAACCAUCUCGUGAAUCGUCUACCAGUGAAAUUCCUGAAUACUUCAGGAGUCAUAAAUUUUGUAAACAUUUUUACAGUCUUAUUACAUCAUUAGCAGAACUAGCUUACCAAACAUUAUUUAAUGAAACAAGAGAAAACACGCUGGUUUUUGAUAGAACGGUUGCUGAAAAAUAUCUCAAAGAAGACGACAUGAAAUUAAGUCUUCUCUCAGGAAUACUGUCAGAAAGUAGAAGUAAAACUUUAGUCAACGAAAAUAUCAAAGUAUCGUUUUCCCACAAAACAGUGCAAGAAUUCUUUGCCGCCAUAUUUAUAAGUUCGCACAGUGUUCUAGAAAAAUGUAGAAAUAUUCAAGACAUUUUAGACAUGUCAAAAAUUUGUGAAUUUAUAAGUAAAAUGAAUGCUGACCGGAUGUGUGAAAUAUCAGAUGAUUGGAUGUCUGUGAUAAAUGAAGACGAGAAAACACGCGACUCUAGAACUAGGACAGGUGACGAGGACUCAUUGUAUAACAUACAGAAAAUGUUCAUGUCGUGUUUACAAGAAAUGCCUGAAAUUGAAAAUAUUCAAUUAUGUUUGCAAGAUUUCUUCAUUGACAGGGACACCAUGCACAGUAAGCAGUUACAACGUUUGUUAAAACAAAAUAAAACCAACAUUAAAUCACUUCAUAUAUACAUCAGAGGUGCUUCCAGCAGUUUACGUGAAAUUAUAGAUUUAUUCUCUCUCACAGAUCUCAGUCAUAUACAGAAACUUUACUAUAUUGGUGACGAGGAGAAGGAAGCUGAGAUAAACCGGAUAUUGUUUUCCAGUUUACAGAACGUUACUUUGCAGGAAGAUGAAAGUUCAUUGUUACUGUCACGUGACAUGUUGAAUAUUGAAUAUGUGGAUUUGACGUGUGUAGAAAUGUCUGCAGAAAGUUUACAGAACUUCAUUACCGUGCUGGAAAAGCUGCCGCAGUCAGUUACAGUAAAGAUGGCCGGCAUUACACCGAGGACAGAAUAUAGACGUGUUAGAGAAAAAAUUCGGAGUUCAAAAAAAUUUCAUAUGAUACACGACACCGACAGCAGGUGCGAGCCAUUUGAGUUCAAAAAAACUAAGCAAAGACAUUGUGAAAUAAAUUGA